Molecule: messenger RNA, 1788 nt
Organism: Closterium sp. NIES-65
Lineage: Eukaryota; Viridiplantae; Streptophyta; Zygnematophyceae; Desmidiales; Closteriaceae
Source: the annotation of a GenBank genome assembly
AUGCAGCGCCUCCGCCUCGGGCGGCCGCUAGAGCGCCACGUGCCCGGCCGCCAUUCGCCGAGGAGCGAGUACCUGGUGGUUGAGGAGCUGGUUGCUGAGCUGGCACACAUGGAGAGCCUUGAUUGGUCGUCUUCUUUUGUCGAGAGCUCGGAUAAGACGAGCUUGGGUACAGCCAGCAGGGACGCAAGCAACACCAGUCAGACAGCAGCAGCAGCAGCAGCAGCAGCAGCAGCAGCAGCAGCAGCAGCAGCAGCAGCAGCAGCAGCAGCAGCAGCAGCAGCAGCAGCAGCAGCAGCAGCAGCAGCAGCAGCAACGGAAGGAGGAGCGGCAGCAGCAGCAGCAAAAUCAGUAUCGCUCGCAGGCUUUUCUCUGGGACCCGCCUCCCGAGCCUCCCCCGCCGAACCUCCUGCUGGCUACGCGAGGCUCGGCGGCGGUGGAUCGGCAGCUGAGGCUCGUGCAGCGAGGGCUGACAGCAUCGGUGGUGGCGGCGGUGGUGGGGGGUUUGCAAGAGAAAGGAGCUUUGAAGUGGGUGUGGCGAGUGCACUGGUGGGGGUGGCGCAAGUGGCGUCAUUGCAAGGCAGGGAGGGCGUGGUCAGAGUGCUGCUGGAGGGGUUGGGGGGUCUAGGCGUGCGGGGAUUGGACAGGAGUCCAAGGGAAGGCUGUGAGGAAGGGAGUGGAGGAGAUGGGGUUGUGAGAGGUGGGGGAGGGAGGGGUGAACGUGCGAGGGAGAGCGAGGAAGGGAAGGAGGAGAGGGAACUGGUAGAGGAGAUUAGAUCGCUUAUCUCACUCGUCCCAAUCUCAACCACUCGCUUUCCCUCCUUCUCUCUUCAUGUCUCGGAUUACAUCCGGCUUAUCCAUGCCUGCGCGCUUCCGGGCCUCUUGCCGAACCUGAAGGUACUGGCUCGGGGAAUUUCCGAGCUGUCAACGUCUCACCUGGCAGGGAAGAGCAGCAGGUCAGAGUCCCCGUCGGCGUUACCACACUGGUCCAGUUCCCGAGCCAGCUUACCAGGCUCGGUGCCGGGCCUGUCAGGUUCGGGAUCGUGGCGGGCGGCGCUGAUCCAUGCGUAUCUGCGGGUGGGAGCAGUGGAUGACGCUGCUGCUGCUGCCAGGGCUGCGAUUGAGGCCAUGAGUGGGAGGUGUUUCGAGUCACCUCAUAUGCCACUUCAGGAAUCAGGGUCUGGGGUUAGAGAGGAGGAGAAGGAGCAGGAUGAGGAGUUGGACAAGCAGUCGAAGGGGAGGAGGCAGGGGAAAGGGAGAGGAGGUGAGAGGGUGGUGGCUGCUGGUGAGGCGUGGCAGAUCCAGGGGAGGUGGCAGAGGGGUAGCGGUGGAGGUAGGGGUGGUGGCAAGAGGGAGGGGAGAGAUCCUGCUGUGGUUGGGGAGGAUGUGGGGAUGGGGGGCAUUGGAACAACGAGACGGAUGGUUACGAUGGGGGCAAUGGGGGAUGUAGGGGGCCGUGUACCAGGCAGAUAUGGAAGGGAGGAAGUGUGGGGAGGAGUGGGGGGAGUGGUGGAGGGUGGAGGGGUACGGGAGGGAGGGGAGGCGUGUUGGGAGCCGGCAUGCGUGCAAGCUGUUCUGGAGGCGUUUCGAGAGGUGAGCAGUGGGAGCAGUGCUGGAGACGGUGUGAGGGUUGGGUUUUUUAGGCGCCUCAUGAAUCGGUGCGCAGUAGGGAGGGGAGGCGGCGUGUUGGGAGCCGGCAUGCGUGUAAGCUGUUCUGGAGGCGUUUCGAGAGGUGAGGGGGUGAUGGUUGUGAGGGGUGGGGAUGGUUGUGCGGGGUGGGGAUGGUUGUGA